UGAGUUCGAGACCUCCAACAGCUUCCCGCCAUGUUAAUCCUAUCCCGUCUUCUUCCUCCUCCUCCAUCUCCUCUCUCCAAUUUCUCUCCAAACCCUAGAAUCGCAUCCGCCGCCUCCCACCGUCUCUCGUCCCCGAGCUCCGACCUCCUCCCGCCGCGCUGCGCCGCCGAGGGCCACGCCGCCGAGCGCGGCCACGAGUUCGAGACCGGCGGCACCUUCUACCGCCGCGAGAGCGCCGUCGGCCGCGACCUCGGCGUCCUCGCCGCCUCCCUGCAGAGGCGGUCCGGCCACCAGCUCCGCGUCCUCGACGCCAUGUGCGGCUGCGGGAUCCGGUCCCUCCGGUACCUUGUCGAGGCCGGGGCCGAUUUCGUGCUGGCGAACGACGCGAACGACGAUAACCGUGGCGUGAUCGCGAGGAACCUGGCGAGGGUGAGCGGCGAGGGGAGGUGGACGGUCUCCAGCAACGAAGCGAAUCGAGUGAUGGUGGAGUGUUAUCUGAAGAGGGAUUUCUAUGACUUGGUGGACGUGGACUCCUUUGGGAGCGAGUCGUCGUACUUGAGGUCGGCGAUGAACUGCUUGAAGCUGGGAGGGUUGCUGUAUGUCACGUCGACGGAUGGCUACACCUCUGGUGGUCAUAGGCCUCACCAUUCGUUAGCUGCAUAUGGAGCAUAUGUGCGCCCUAUGCCAUAUUCAAAUGAGGUUGGUUUGCGGAUGCUUAUAGGUGGUGCAAUGCGUGAAGCUUCUGUUCUGGGAUAUCGUGUUGCUCCACUAUUUUCUUAUUAUUCAUACCAUGGACCCGUCUUCCGUGUUAUGUUGAGGUUAAACAGAGGAAAACUUCUUACUAACAGGCAUUAUGAAUUUAUCAGUUACUGCACCAAGUGUGGACAUUCCCAAUCACAUUCGUGGGAUGAACUUAGUAAAUUAAGUUGCACCUGCAAUAAGGAGGGAAGGUCGCUUGUUGUGUCCGGGCCUCUCUGGACUGGACCUCUGCACAGCACAUCCUACCUCACAGAAAUGUUAAAUAUGGCCGAGCAAUUGGGAUGGAUGGGCAAUGGCUCAGGAGCUGACCUUCAAAAACUUUUGCAGCUGAUGGUGGACGAGAGUGACCCUAAGCUACCAUUUGGUUACAUCAAAUUGGAUGAGGUCUCUUUCAGUUAUGUUCUUCACAUACAUACGUUGCCAGCCGUGCCAAAAUCAACUCCCCUCCACUUAGGACCAUGAUGAGUGCCUUGCAGAAGGAGGGAUAUGCAGUUAGUAGGUCACACAUUGCAACCAAUGCCAUUAAGACAGACUGUCCUAUGGCUACAUGCAUCAGAAUUGCCAAGGAGGUUUAGCACUGUUACCUCAUCAUGGUGCAAAGUUGCAGUGUCAUCGACGCUAAAAGUGCGCCCGUAUCGGAUGCAUCAGUGGAGGAGCAACCUGUACUUCCAGGGUAAAGCGAGUUUUUUUAUAUGAAAGCUGAAAUGUGCGUUACGAUUUGGUAAGUGCGAUUUUUUAUGCGUGCAGUUCGAAUAGGCCAUGGAAAGCAGACCCUCAAGUGCAUACCGAGCAGUCCCCUGAUCUGGCAGCUGGUAACAUUAAUUUGGAGCCAUCACACGAGAAACCCUGCCUAAAUUUUAGUGUUCACAUGAGCCUUCUCGUAUCUUUCGUAGUACCAACUUAAGAGAAAUUUAGCAGUUGAACAGUGAUAAUUUUCCAUGCCCGAUCCUUGCGUAUAGGGCGGGUUUACUGUUUUGUUCGAGUAGUUGCUAGAAAUGUGUUUGGACUGCUUCAAAUACCCGAGAGCCUUCUACCAUCACUUGUUGAGAAAUGCGUAUGAGCAAUCGAAUGUAAUGUUCCGACACCAGUUAGAAAAUGGAAAAUUUAAUGAUGGAAUCUUUAA
Molecule: messenger RNA, 1882 nt
Organism: Eucalyptus grandis
Lineage: Eukaryota; Viridiplantae; Streptophyta; Magnoliopsida; Myrtales; Myrtaceae
Product: tRNA (guanine(26)-N(2))-dimethyltransferase
Exons: 6
Coding region: 31-1221 (396 amino acids)
Biological process (GO): tRNA N2-guanine methylation
Cellular component (GO): nucleus
Molecular function (GO): RNA binding
Source: RefSeq, a predicted model, not a curated record